AUCUGACUAACAGCACUGAUAAAAUGAUCCAUGAGCUGCUGCUGGCCCUGAGUGGAUAUCCUGGGACAAUAUUUACUUGGAAUAAACGGAAUGGAUUGCAGGUGUCCCAGGACCUUCCGUUCCUCCACCCCAGUGAAAGCAGUGUCCUCAACCGGCUCUGUAAAAUGGGCACUGACUAUGUGCGCUUCACAGAGUUCAUAGAGCAACACACGGGUCAUGUCCACCAACAGGAGCAUUACUCCAGUCAGCCGAGUCAGACGGGGCUUCAUGGCAUUUACCUGCGGGCGUUCUGCACCGGGCUCAACUCUAUGCUGCAGCCCUAUCGGCAGGCUUUACUGGACCUUGAAAAAGAGUUUCUUGGUGAUACACACCUCUCCAUUUCUCAUGUAAACUACAUGCUGGAACAGUUUCAGCUUCUCUUCCCCUCUGUGAUGGUUGUUGUGGAGACCAUCAAGUCUCAGAAGAUUCAUGGCUGCCAGAUCCUAGAGACUGUGUACAAGCACAGCUGUGGAGGCCUGCCUCCUGUCAGGAUGGCCUUAGAGAAGAUUCUUGCAGUCUGCCAUGGCGUGAUGUAUAAGCAGCUGGCCGCGUGGAUGCUGCACGGGUUGCUGCUGGAUCAGAGUGAGGAGUUCUUUGUAAAGCAGGGCCCCAGCGCAGGCGGAGCCACAGCUGCACAGGAGGAAGAGGAGGAGGACCUGGGUAUCGGAGGGCUGAGUGGAAAACAGCUCCGUGAGCUGCAGGAUUUGAGACUGAUUGAGGAAGAGAACAUGCUCGCUCCAUCCCUGCAGCAGUUCUCCUUGCGUGUGGAGAUGCUUCCCUCAUACAUACCUGUUCGAGUAGCUGAAAAAAUCCUCUUUGUUGGGGAGUCGGUGCAAAUGUUUGAAAAUCACAACCAGAGCCCAUCCCGAGCUGGGUCUAUACUGAAGCACCAGGAGGACAUGUUUGCAGCAGAGCUCCACAGACUCAAGCAGCAGCCUCUCUUUAGUCUAGUGGACUUUGAGAAUCUUGUGGAUGGCAUUCGGAGCACAGUUGCGGAGCAUUUAUGGACUUUGAUGGUUGAAGAAUCUGAUCUUUUGGGGCAGCUGAAGAUCAUAAAGGACUUCUACUUGUUGGGGAGAGGUGAACUGUACCAGGUCUUCAUUGACCUUGCUCAACAUAUGCUGAAAACCCCACCAUCUGCCGUUACUGAACAUGAUGUCAAUGUGGCUUUUCAGCAAGCAGCUCACAAAGUGCUGCUAGACGAUGACAAUCUUUUGCCCCUCCUGCAUCUCACCAUAGACUACCAAGGGAAAGAAAGCAAAGAGGCUUCUGGGAAUCGAGAGGGCACCACUCCACCACAGGAGACUUCUCCUCGUGAGGCUCCGCCUACAGGCUGGGCAGCACUGGGAUUGGCUUACAAGGUUCAGUGGCCCCUACAUAUUCUUUUCACUCCUGCUGUGUUGGAGAAGUAUAAUGUAGUGUUCCGUUACCUGCUGAGUGUGCGUCGAGUCCAGUCUGAGCUGCAGCACUGCUGGGCCUUGCAGAUGCAGCGCAAACAUCUCAAAUCAAACCAGAUGGAUGCCGUUAAAUGGAGACUCCGCAACCACAUGGCCUUCCUAGUGGACAACCUUCAGUAUUACCUUCAGGUGGAUGUUCUGGAGUCCCAGUUUUCGCAGCUCUUACAACAGAUCAAUGCCACACGAGACUUUGAGAGCAUUCGACUGGCCCAUGACCAUUUCCUCAGCAAUCUCCUUGCGCAGUCUUUCAUUCUGCUCAAGCCUGUGUUUCACUGUUUGAAUGAGAUCCUGGACCUCUGUCACAACUUUUGUUCCCUGGUCAGUCAGAAUCUCGGGCCUCUGGAUGAAAGAGGAGCAGCGCAGCUGGAUAUUCUUGUGAAGGGUUUUAGUCGUCAAUCAUUCCUGCUCUUCAAGAUUCUUUCCAGUGUGCGUAACCACCAGAUAAACUCUGACUUGGCACAGCUGCUGUUACGACUCGACUACAACAAAUACUACACACAGGCAGGAGGCACGCUGGGAAGUUUUGGGCUAUAAUGCAGCGCCUGAAGAUCUGAGGCAAACUUCACACAAUGGUGCAUUUCAGCUUAUUAAAGCAUGCCUAAUACAA
Molecule: messenger RNA, 2103 nt
Organism: Sinocyclocheilus grahami
Lineage: Eukaryota; Metazoa; Chordata; Actinopteri; Cypriniformes; Cyprinidae
Product: gamma-tubulin complex component 4
Exons: 18
Coding region: 24-2030 (668 amino acids)
Biological process (GO): cytoplasmic microtubule organization; spindle assembly; meiotic cell cycle
Cellular component (GO): spindle pole; microtubule organizing center; gamma-tubulin complex
Molecular function (GO): gamma-tubulin binding; microtubule minus-end binding
Source: RefSeq, a predicted model, not a curated record